Messenger RNA from Symbiodinium natans, 291 nucleotides. The record is from the annotation of a GenBank genome assembly. NCBI's taxonomy places the organism in Eukaryota, Dinophyceae, Suessiales, Symbiodiniaceae.
AUGAUCUAUGUUCUGAACGGGGACGUCGUGCACCAUACCUUAGAGCAGUAUCCACAAACGAAAAAGGUUCAUGAUCAUGAUUACAUUGCGCGCCUGCUGAGAUUUGAGCUGGAGAAGGUUGCCGACGAGGUCGAGCAUCUCGAGAACUUCUACGGCAAGUGCCACCCGAUGCCGCUCGAAGAGGUCACUGCCGAAGGCUGUGUUGUGCACAUGUGUGUUUUGCUUCUUGGGACAGGUGAAUCGGGACAUCUUCGGCCGAGAGGAUGCCUGAGCCUCUACUAUAAGUACUAA